Molecule: messenger RNA, 741 nt
Organism: Emiliania huxleyi CCMP1516
Lineage: Eukaryota; Haptophyta; Isochrysidales; Noelaerhabdaceae
Exons: 5
Coding region: 1-741 (246 amino acids)
Cellular component (GO): FACT complex
Molecular function (GO): nucleosome binding; histone binding
Source: RefSeq, a predicted model, not a curated record
AUGGCGACCUGUGGCUCACAGAGUGGCCUCGAGGCGGAGCUUUUGUCCACAAAGGCAAGGCUCGCCGCAGUCGAGGCGGAGCUGGCCGAUACGAAGCAGCAGCUGGCCCUUGCCAGCGAUCUUUCCUUCCUCUCGCCUCGAGGCAAGUUUCGUCUAUCGCUCAACGAAGGCGCCGCGGUCCUGCACGGCAAGUCGGCCGAGAUCGCGGUGCCCUACCGGCUCGUUUCACGCGUUCUCGUGCUCCCCGAGGCCUCGGGACAGGGAAGCCUGUGCGUCGUCACGCUCGCCGCUCCCGUCGCCAACGGCAAGAGCCAGGUCGGGCACCUGCUCCUGCACUCCAAGCCGGCGGAGCCCAAAGUCGAGUGCAGCCUCUCGGGGAAGCCGCUGUGUGGCCAGCCCGCGUCGGUCGUCAGCCAGGCGUUCGCCUCGCUGGCGGCGGUCGAGGUGGGGGGCAUCGGCAGCUUCAAGCCCUUCGGCGGCCGCGCCGCCCUGCAGUGCUACGUCAAGGCGACCGAGGCGGCCUUGUACCUGCUCGAGAAGGAGCUGCUCGUCAAGGAGGCGUCAAAGGUGCACGUGAUGCCGUACAGCCGGCUGCGCGUCGAGCUGUCGAUGCUGCCGGCGAACGAGUGCGACCGCGUGAGCGAGCUCCUGCAGCGGAAGCGCGCAAACGAGGAGUACGACUCGGACGGCGGCGAUCCGGCGCCUGCCAAGCGCAUCAAGACGGAGGCGGUUGACGCGUGA